AUGUCGCGGAAUCGCCCUCGGCCCCGUGACAAUGGGUUCGGCAACAAUGAGGAGAUGGAGCUUUGGACCAAGAUCUGCCAGGAUAUCCGCAAAUCCAAAGAGAAGUUCGACCAGCAAGCAUCUCUGUCCGUGCAAAUCAAGACCCUAGCGGAGAGGAUCUCUCGUGAUGGGAACAAACCCUCCAUGACUGAGCAUGACCAGCUCGACACCUGGCUGCGCCAGAGCCAGAAACUCAGUGAGGAGGAGCGCUCGAUCAUGCAAGACGAGCCAUGUGAUGUGAUCAAGAAUCUAGAGCUGCUCACUGCGCUGCGCAAAGCCUCCGAGGCGGAAGCCCCGAUGAACCGAUCGACAUCGCUCUCCAAGUCUCGCAAGAAGAGAACCGACAUGGAAGGCUCGGCCACUGACUCACCCAGUGCGUCAGGAGUUGAGAAGGUCGGUCGUGGCAAGGGCGGUGUUCCGCGCAGCACGAGCGUUUCCAGCACGCAGGCUCGGGAAGCGCGCGGUGAUGGCGUCGCGGUAAAGAUCGAAGAAGGCACGGAGGGUUCCAAGGGCACGAUUGCCGAGCGCUCCGGUCAGCUGGUGGUAGGUGCUCAGGUUGUUUUCAAACAUAACAAAAACAUCGAGGGCGACGGCAUCCAGUGCAUUAUCAAGAGUAUUUCCGGAGAGGGAUCCAAGAAACGAUACGAUGUGCAGGACCCCGAGCCGAAUGAGAAUGGCGAGCAGGGGUCAGUCUACAAAACUACUGCUUCGUCCCUCAUUCCUAUCCCUCAGAUGGGUGCCACUUUGCCUUCUUUUCCGGUUGGCAAGCAGGUUUUGGCCCGAUACCCGGAUACCACCACUUUCUACCGUGCCGAAGUCAUGGGAUCCAAGAAGGAUGUCUACCGGCUGAAGUUUGAAGGCGAGGAAGAUGACAAGGAGAUGGAAGUUGAUCGCCGCUUCGUGUUAGAUAUCCCGAGCAGAUGA
This is a messenger RNA of Penicillium riverlandense, 963 nucleotides long. Its product is annotated as SAGA-associated factor 29 family protein. Lineage: Eukaryota; Fungi; Ascomycota; Eurotiomycetes; Eurotiales; Aspergillaceae. The coding region runs from base 1 to 963 and encodes 320 amino acids. The transcript is spliced from 3 exons. Gene Ontology annotation, cellular component: SAGA complex. The record is from RefSeq and is a predicted model, not a curated record.